GAUAUAGUCCGUUUGAUGAUUGAUGGAAAGUUGUGGUCCGUUAGAUUUUGGAGCGGCGAUUACGGCCUCUCGGUACGGUGUGGCGCCGGAACUUUGGGAUAUUCUGUUCCGUCACGGGAGGUCAAAGUCAUGGCGUUCUCUUCCUCUGCAUCGCGAUUAAGACGAGAUUUGAGUCUUGAGAGGAGAAGGAAAAGAGCAGCCGCCGCAGCCGCCGUACAGGAGCAGCGAUUGCCUCAAGGAAAUUACCCUAGCGAUUUGAUGGAGGGGUCAGUAGGAUCAGCGUCGCCGGCGGAUCUGGCCGAGGCCGACCUGGAGGCGGCGGAAAAGCUGAUCUUGCGGUGGGACUCCACGGCAUCUCCGGGAGGGGAGGAGCGGAUGUUGUUCGACACGGGGGAACGCUCUGAAGCAGAGAGGUACCUACGCGCCGUCGACGAGAUCCGACGCUCCAUAAAGGAACCGGUCGGGGCGGGCAGCCCGCGGCGGUCGUCCUCAUCAUCUUCGGAGAACGCGAUCCAGAUCGCGAUGGCGCGGCUCGAGGACGAGUUCCGGAACUUGUUGCUCUCGCGGGCGACCGAGAUUGAGGUCGAAGCGCUCGUCGAUUUGAGCUCGCUCUCGAUGAACUCCGCUUCAGCAGAGGAGAUCGGCGAUCUUUCUGACGUCGAGGGCAGCGUGAAUGCAAGCCAUGAAGGAGAAUCAUUUUCUUCUGAUUCGGUGGGUGGGAGCAGCACUAUCCGCCGGAGUAGCAUCCGGUCGAUGAAAAGUAUCCGGGAGAUGGAUCUGCUGCCGGCGGACGCGGUAGAUGACCUUCGGAGCAUCGCGGAGCGGAUGAUUGACGCCGGGUACGGCCGGGAGUGCGUCCAGGUAUACGCCGGAUCCCGGAAGGCGGCGAUAGACGUCUGCUUCCGGCAUCUAGGUGUGGAGAAGCUUAGCAUCGGAGAAGUCCAGCGUCUCGAGUGGGACGCUCUUGAGGCAAAGAUACGGCGCUGGAUCCGUGCCGCCCGGAUCUGCGUUCGGAUCGUCUUUGCCAGCGAGCGUCGCCUUUGUGAACGCAUCUUUGAUGGCCUUGGGAUCGCUGAUGAUGCCCCUUUCACCGAAACAGUCAAAGGCGCUGCUAUCCAACUGUUUGGAUUCGCCGAAGCCAUCAGCAUCGGCCGUAGGUCGCCGGAGAAGCUCUUCAAGAUUAUCGACCUCCAUGAUACAAUAUCUGAUCUCCUCCCGGAUGUCGGGCUUGUGUUCCAAUCCAAGUCCGCCGAAUCCAUCUAUACCCAAGCCGCCGAGAUCCUCUCCCGGCUCGCGGAGGCUAUUAGGGGAAUCCUUUCUGAGUUUGAGAACGCAGUGCUUCGGGAUCCACCCAAGACUCCGGUCCCUGGCGGUACCAUCCACCCACUAACUCGGUACGUCAUGAAUUACAUCAAUCUCAUCUCUGACUACAAGCUCACUCUCACGGAGCUUAUAAUAACAAGGCCAUCAGCUAGCACCAGAUUAUCUGGUGAUGACUUUGCUGCAGCUGGAGCUGCACCAUUGGAGCUUGAUUUCCCGGAGUCUGAGAACCAAACUCCACUCGGUGCCCACUUGAGUUGGAUCAUAGUUGUUCUGCAACACAAUCUUGAAAACAAGGCCGCUCUAUACAGGGAUAAUGCUCUCUUGCACCUCUUCCUGAUGAACAAUAUCCACUAUAUAGUACACAAGGUGAAGGGCUCAUCAGAGCUUCGUGAGAUGAUUGGCGAUGACUACUUGAGAAAGCUCACGGGGAAGUUCCGAAUUUCUGCAACUAGCUAUCAGAGAGCUACAUGGGUCAAAAUUCUCCACUGUUUGAGAGAUGAGGGUAUUCAUGUCAGCGGUAGCUUCUCAUCGGGAGUCUCCAAGUCCACUUUGAGGGAUAGGUUCAAAGCUUUCAAUGCUUCUUUUGAGGAAGCUCACAAAACUCAAGCCCAUUGGUUUGUGCCAGACACCCAGCUGAGGGAGGAGCUCAGGAUUUCAAUCUCAGAGAAGUUGUUGCCAGCAUACCGGGCCUUUCUUGGGCGUUUCCGGCAACAUAUAGAGAGUGGUAGACACCCGGAAUUGUACAUCAAGUACUCAGUCGAGGAUCUUGAAAUGGCUUUGUCUGAUUUUUUUGAGGGGUGCAAUCCUCUUCAACACAACAGAAGAAGAUCUCACUCAUGAUGUUAUGAUAAGAGACUGGUGAUUGUGGAAGCUGAAAUUCUUUAGAUUCUUAAGAGGGAGACACAUCAUAUUAAGUCUUAGCAGCCCUGCUCAUUGGAAGUAUUCAAGAACGCUGUGUAGUUGGGGAGUCAGAGGUGCAACGCAUCUAAAUAUGAAGAGGAACUUGCUAAUGGAUUUCCCUUAGAGAGAUGCCAGUAACUGUUUCCCUCUGUAAGAAAAUUUGUUUCUUUUUCCAAUUUCAGUAUUUGUUUAGCAUGUUCAUACAGCGUCUACUACUAGUGUCCUUUUGAGAAUCAUCAAAUUUAACAUACGUUAUUGUA
Zingiber officinale is the source of this 2483-nucleotide messenger RNA. RefSeq names its product exocyst complex component EXO70B1-like. Bases 16 to 2163 code for a protein of 715 amino acids. Gene Ontology annotation, molecular function: phosphatidylinositol-4,5-bisphosphate binding. NCBI's taxonomy places the organism in Eukaryota, Viridiplantae, Streptophyta, Magnoliopsida, Zingiberales, Zingiberaceae. Gene Ontology annotation, biological process: exocytosis. The transcript has a single exon. The record is from RefSeq and is a predicted model, not a curated record. Gene Ontology annotation, cellular component: exocyst.